Messenger RNA from Rhodotorula toruloides NP11, 864 nucleotides. RefSeq names its product zinc finger, MYND-type protein. The record is from RefSeq and is a predicted model, not a curated record. NCBI's taxonomy places the organism in Eukaryota, Fungi, Basidiomycota, Microbotryomycetes, Sporidiobolales, Sporidiobolaceae. The transcript is spliced from 3 exons. The coding region runs from base 1 to 864 and encodes 287 amino acids.
AUGUCGACUGAGGAACCCUCAAAGUGCUGCGUCUGCGGCGCGCCGACCACAAAGCGUUGCCAGGCGUGCGCAAAGAGCGGGAUCGACCUCUUCUUCUGCUCGCCGGAACACCAGAAGCUUGUCUGGAAGCACCACAAGCAGGUCUGCGGGCCGAACGCUCACCCUUUCGCUCCUCCGCCUCUCACCGAGGAAGAGCUUCAAGGCUUGCUCCGCUAUGCACGAACCGAGCGUCCUAUGCCAAUGGCCGCUUUCCCUCCGGAGAUCCUGCGAAUCUCUCAGCAAGUCGGCUCAACGACUGCAACCGGCCUGACAACAAUUGCAGAGACCUUGGAGCAGUGGGCGCGAAUGCCUGCAGGCUCGUUCGAACAGAGAAUAGUCCCUCUGCUUCGCAAUCCCGCCUCUGUCACCGACCACGACUCCCGCUACUUGCUCCUCACGAAGGCGCGCAGUUCGCUGCUGCUCCACCUCGAAAAUUUCGCCGGCUCAUCGACUGGUGACAUCUAUCAGCAUACGAUUUGGUCACAAAUCGCUCGCCUCGCAACCUGGGCUGGCCAGCGUAAGCCCUUGAUCAGCACCGAAGCCGACAUGCGCCGCGUCAGCCGCAUCAAUCAUCAGUUGCUCGUCCUGAUAACGAUUUCCCGAGCCCAGCGAGCCAAUGAGUCGAGCAUUCCCGACGCCUGGAUCUGUCGCGAAUUCGAACAGCUUGUCGACAUGCUUGCGGAGGUCAGGUCGUUCACCUCGCACGCCGAUCUCAACUUCGUGACGCACUUCUUCAUCAGCCGUAUCUCGACCUUAACCAGGCGUCCGUACCGCAUGGUUCCUUGCCCGGGCGGCUGCGGAUUCACGCUUCGUUACGCCGACUGA